Molecule: messenger RNA, 3116 nt
Organism: Chenopodium quinoa (quinoa)
Lineage: Eukaryota; Viridiplantae; Streptophyta; Magnoliopsida; Caryophyllales; Amaranthaceae
Exons: 2
Coding region: 1844-2362 (172 amino acids)
Source: RefSeq, a predicted model, not a curated record
UUUAUGCUAAUUUUUGUUAAGUGGGAUUGAAUAUCAAAAUCUAGGCUACGAAUCAACUAAGCAAAAUAUAAUGUGAGGCGAAGAAGAAAAAAUAUGUAAAUGACACAAGGAAUUGGUGACGCGGAAAACCCAAAGAAGGUAAAAACCGCGGGUAGAAUGAGGAUCUACCAAACUUUCACUAUGCAAAAAGUAAUGUUGAAUUACAAGUUUGUGAUAUAGGAUGAAGGCUUAGAACUAAUGCCAUGCUUGUUGCUGCUACGACCCUUAUAUAGACGAUUUGCUAGGUCAUGCCCUAGCCGUUGCAAGGAGAUAGGGUCGUGCCCUUGAUUUUAGGAGGAUAGUUGCGGAGAUUCCCUCUCUUCUGUUUUGAACUCCAAUGGACUGGGAGAGAUGAGGUAGGACUGAGUCUUAAGUUUAUCUUCUCCCAAAGAAUAGGAGGCCGUUAGAAGACUUGGUCUUUCGCUGAGAAUGCAGGCGUCGUCGUCCUUAAAGCUUCGUCAACAAAUGUCUUCGUCGCUGACUUAUGCUGACUGCCGUUGACUUGACCUUACAUAUUUUUAUCCAUAACAAUUUGCCCCUAAUUGCUAAAAACGUGGGCGACUACACUUUUUGGCAAUUACUUAAAAAAAUAAAAAUACAAAAAAUGCAAGACAGAAAAAAUAAAGAAUAAGAAAUGACAGAAAUUAUAACCGAAAGAUUUUCAAAUUAUCUAGAGGGCGAUUUCGUCUUUUGACACGCAAGUUCUUUAGAGCAGUUACUCAACUUCUCCCACUUCCUUACUCUAACCGUCAUUUCAUCCUUUAUUAAUCCUACAACACGCUUCGCGCUUCCCCAAACUUCUACUCUCUUCCACUCUUUUCUCUUCAAUUCCUCUUUCCUUUGCGAGUUUUUUCCGGUGGUUUGGUGGCAGCGUGCGGCGGCGAUUUCAAACUUCCAGCAUCUUCAAUUUCCAGGUAAUAUACUCUACUUCCUUUUGCAUUAAUCAAUUUUAGGUGCAAUGUCAAGCAAAAUUCCCAAAACUAGAACUAGGUUUUCUCUUCGCGUUGUUGAAAAACAAGGAACAAUUGUUUCACAGCAGAAUUCAGAGUCUCAGUCUAGGUCGUUGAUGGCUCCAAACAUGACGAGUGAUUUCGUCAAGAUGGCGGGUUUCCCCGGCACUACCUUUGCUUAUAUUCCGGGGCCCGGCCAAACGGUGGCGGAUUGUCCUGAGGAUUUCGUUGUUUUCUUUAGAUACCCUUUUGCUGAAACGACGAUUAAAUUCCCUUUCCCACCCCUAGUUCAUUCUUUCUUUGAGGUUCUAGGCAUUAGUCCGUGGCAGUUAAUGCCGUCUAGCUGGAGGAUUUUGUCGGUGAUAGUGGAAUUGACCAAAGAUUAGGAGGAUGCUUUUACUUAAGAAGAUUUGGCGGCAGGGUAUGAGAUAAAUAUGGUAGAAAGUGGUUUCGUCAGUUUGUGCAAAAAAGGAGAUCGGUUGGUUUUGAAUACUGAUGUGAAUGACAGGGGUUGGAAGAAGUGGUUCCUGUUUGUAAAGAGGGUGACGUUAGGUAACGACGGUUUGUGGUUGACGGAGGGAUGGCCGACGAAGGGUAAGUUUUUCUAUGGCAUUCGUAUUCUUAUGGUUUGAUUUUAGCUAAAAUGGUUUGAUUCUUUUUCUCAUAAUGCAGAGUUGGAUUUGGGAUUUCUUGAGUCGUCGGAGACCUCUUCGUCGAAGGUAAAAGAGUUCCUCGCCAUCAACCCUUCAGGAAGAACGUUUGCGCAAAAGAAGAAGGCGACGGGUGACCAAGCAGGGCAAGAGCAGAGUACUCCGUUGAGCACACCGAACAAGGCGGAAGAUUCCGAAGUAACAAUGUCGACUCAAUCGGCCGCUCAAGGCGUUCGUCGAAGUCGAAGCUUUACUCAACAAGAGGCUGACUUGCGAAUGAGGAGGAAGCGAGGGUUGGCAUCUCAAGAGCAGCAACCGGCGCCAGUGGCCAAGAAGGUGGAACCUUCUCUGACUCCGCCACCUGAGAGAACAGUCGACGAGUCGGGAACUAUUACGAUGUCGGUGACCCCUCCACGCAAGCAGCAGAAGACUAACAACGAGCCCCCAUCUCCUAACAUCUUGAUGCGUUUUCCAGCCAACUUCUUGGAUCGUCGCAAGGAUGAUCAACGCUCCUUGUUUCCUGCCCUGAAUCAAAUGUUGUUUCCCAAGUCUAGGGAGAUGUUAGCCGGAUCGUCCGUUUUGGACAUAGCAUCUGAAGCGGCUUCUGUUCACUUAUACGUAAGCUUUCAUUUUGGUUUCGUUUUUACUUAUCAAUUUAGUUGUCUUCAAAGUUUGUUAUUGGGGAUGUGUUUGGCCAGUGUCUGCAAAACUCUUUGGUGUUGAGGGAUAGGGUGAUUGGGCUAGCCAAGGAGAUGCAAAGGCUGGAUGGUGCUGCUAAGAACAGUGAGGCUCAGCGCAAAACUGCCGUCAAUGUGUUUCAGAUGACCAAGAAGGAGCUGGACGAGACAAAGAAGAAGGUGGAUGACCUGGAAAAGAAACUACAAGACCAGUCGAAGACGAUGGAGGAGGAAACUCAGAAACUCAAGGAUCAGCUGAAGGAACAGGCCAAGAAUUUGGAGGAUAAGGUAGGGGUCAUUGCUGCCAACGGCCCUCCGAUGCUUAAGUCAGUACGCUUAGUCGUAAUAAAAACUUUGAAUGAAUGAAAUAAGCAGAGUAUUUUAGUUUAGACAUUACCGUUUUGUCGACGAACACUUUUGACCGUCUGCCUAAAAGUAGUAUUUUCUGAGAUGGGUUACGUUCCAACUUCGUGGAACAGGAUAUGCCGAUGACUUGAGUAAUUUCGUAUGGCCCUUCCCAUGGGGGAGCGAGCUUUCCGUCGGCCGGAUUCUUUGUAUUCUGGAAUGCUUUCCUUAGUACCCAGUCUCCUAAUUGGAACGUUUUGGCCUUGACGUUUUUGUCGAAGCUCCUAGCGACGAUUUGCUGUUGUGCUGCCAUUCUAAUUAACGUUGCUUCUCUUAGUUCUUCAACUGCGUCCAUAUUAUCUUCCAUUUCCUCUUGAUUCCUUUCACUACGUGAAAAAAGGAAUUUGGCACCGGUUCAAACCCGGCCUAAGGCACCGGUUUGAACCGGUGCCUAU